AUGUCUUCAGCGACCCAAUUCAUAAAUUGCCGAAAAUGCACGACCGGAAUUUUGGUUCCCGCCCCCCUGACAAUCGAUUCCUCCUCCGGGCUCAUAAUACCAAACACUCCUCUCCCUCCAAACACCCAGCGAGUAGACCUCAAGAACGCCAUCAUCUCCCCUGGCUUCCUAGAGCUUCAAACAAACGGUGCCCUGGGCUUCCACUUUACGCAUUAUAGCGAGCCAGAAUAUUACCAAGCCGGCGUGCGAAACAUCGCUCGCUACUUGCCUUCGACAGGAGUCACAGGUUUCUACCCCACAAUACCGACAGUCCCACCAGCAAUCUUCCAGCGCGCUCUACCGUUCCUGAGACCACACGAUCAGUCGGAUUCCGCCUCGGUGCUGGGAGCCCACGUUGAAGGUCCGUUCCUGUCGCCGUUGAAGAAAGGAGCUCACGAUGCGAAGGCUAUGCACGUCCCAAAGACAUCCUCGCUGGAAUCCAUUUACGGGAAAGAGAACCUAGAAAACUCGAUCAGGGUGUUGACGCUAGCUCCUGAGCUGCCAGGCGCGUUGAGCCACAUCAACACCCUGACGGAAAAGUACGGUGUGCGCGUUUCCAUGGGCCAUAGCGCGGCGAACCAUGAGCAGGGGCUGGAAGGGCUGAAGGCUGGCGCGAACCUCAUUACUCAUAUGUUCAAUGCGAUGAAUCCGUUGCAUCAUCGGGAGCCAGGGCUUCCAGGCCUCAUCUCCGGUCCUUACCCACCGUACUUCUCUAUCAUUGCAGACUCAAUCCACCUGCACCCCCGUAUCGUCGGUAUCGCGUACCGCUCCUCACCCUCUCACUGUAUUCUUAUAACAGACGGUAUCGAGCUUUCGGGACUACCAGACGGCAUUCAUCCGGGCCACGCCCAAAUACCCUUCAACCAGCUCAAAGCCGGCAACAGAGUCACCAUCGAAGGCACAGAUACUUUGAUUGGCACCUGUGUUGGCCUAGACGAAUGUGUGAGGAAUCUGAUGGCCGGAGCAGAGAUCCCGGUUGAGCAGGCAGUGAGAUGUGUGACUGAGAAUGUUGCAGAUGCGAUGGGGCUGAAGGAUAGAGGGGCUCUGGAGGUUGGACGGAGAGGGGAUUUUGUGGUGUUAGAUGAGAGCGGUGAGGUGGAGGAGACUUGGAUCAUGGGAAAAAGGGUAUUUUGUAAAAUUUAA
Molecule: messenger RNA, 1182 nt
Organism: Drepanopeziza brunnea f. sp. 'multigermtubi' MB_m1
Lineage: Eukaryota; Fungi; Ascomycota; Leotiomycetes; Helotiales; Drepanopezizaceae
Biological process (GO): N-acetylglucosamine catabolic process
Molecular function (GO): N-acetylglucosamine-6-phosphate deacetylase activity
Source: RefSeq, a predicted model, not a curated record